Molecule: messenger RNA, 1569 nt
Organism: Talaromyces marneffei
Lineage: Eukaryota; Fungi; Ascomycota; Eurotiomycetes; Eurotiales; Trichocomaceae
Exons: 4
Coding region: 1-1569 (522 amino acids)
Biological process (GO): small GTPase-mediated signal transduction; vesicle-mediated transport; protein geranylgeranylation
Cellular component (GO): cytosol; nucleus; cytoplasm
Molecular function (GO): GDP-dissociation inhibitor activity
Source: RefSeq, a predicted model, not a curated record
AUGGAAUCCUUAGCAGAAACCCCAUGGGAUGUGACAAUAUCCGGGACGGGGCUUGCGCAGUCACUUUUGGCAUUAGCUCUGUCCCGGUCAGGUAAGAAGGUUCUUCACGUGGAUAAGAACACAUACUAUGGAGGACCCGAGGCUGCUUUUAGCAUUCAAGAGGCACAGGAAUGGGUAGAGAUGUUGCAGAAAGAGUCUGGUCGAGAGCCAUUUGAAGAUGCGUCCAUCUAUUCGCCCUCAGAUGGGUCAGACGACGGGAAGAAGCUGUCCUUCUCCAGAGCUUACACACUAUCGCUGUCACCGCAGCUUGUUUAUACUCGCUCAAAACUGCUUCCUUCACUCGUGUCAUCCAAAGUUUAUAGGCAGCUCGAGUUUCAAGCCGUCGGAAGUUGGUGGAUAUAUGGAAAGUUGGCCAACCCUGAAGGUGAUGUAUCCGGGCAACUUCGACGAGUACCGAGUAGUCGCGAAGAUAUUUUUGCCGAUGAUGCGAUCAGCAUGAAGGCGAAGAGAAUGUUGAUCAGGUUUCUUCGAAACGUCAACCAACCACAACAGACUGAAGAGGGCGCUGAACAAUCCACAAUACAGGAAGAUGAACAUAUUUCCCUUUCGGAGUAUUUGAAUAUCAAGUUCAAUGCUCCCUCGGAACUACACAACCCUAUACACUCGCUGUCGCUAUGUCAGCAGUCCCCUCAUCAAACCCCCACGAGUCUAGCUCUGCCUCGCAUCAAACGGCAUCUGGGGUCACUCGGUGUGUUUGGACCUGGCUUUGGAAGCCUAGUCGCAAAGUGGGGUGGCGGUGCAGAGAUCGCUCAAGUAGGUUGCCGUGCGCUGGCCGUCGGAGGUGGUGUCUAUGUGUUGGGUCGUGGCAUCGAGUCUGUCGACACUUCGAGAGAUGAUGAAGGCUUUCACCAAUUGACGCUGUCAGAUGGAGAGAAGAUACGCAGCAGGGCUGUUGCAGGGACUUUCUGGGACCUGCCAGAGAAUGCAGGCAGUCCUUCGGCAUCGACUCAGAAAGUUGCUCGCUCAAUAUCUAUUGUUUCCUCCCCAUUAAAACUACUUUUCCCGGUCACUGCUGAAGGGGGUCCCGUACCCGCAGGAGCAGUAGUACUCGUUCCUUCCGAAGCGCUAUCUGAUGCUUCGGACGUUGCACCAGUAUACUUGCUAGUUCACUCUAGUGAGACUGGGGAGUGCCCAGAUGGACAAUGUGUUAUCUACGGAAGCGUCUCUGUACCCGGUCAGGAUGGCCAACGUCAUCUGCAGACAGCGAUCAAUCGUCUCCUCGAUUCGUUCACUGAUGCGACAGGCAAGCCCACCGUUCUGUGGUCCUUGCGCUUCACUCAAAUUGGUACACAAGUUGGUACACUUGAUGGCACCAACCGUUCGCCGAUCCUGUAUAAGAAUACAAAGUCUGACAAGAUAUUGUACUUUGCGCCGCCUAGCUUGGACCUCGCCUUUGACGAUAGUAUCGUGGAGAGCGUCAAAGAAUGCUGGAAAGCGAUUCUAGGCGAGGAUGCGCAUGACGAUUUGUUUAUGACAUUUGAGGAUAGAGAGACGUAUGAUGACGACUAG